This is a messenger RNA of Penicillium canariense, 663 nucleotides long. RefSeq lists its product as uncharacterized. Bases 1 to 663 code for a protein of 220 amino acids. Lineage: Eukaryota; Fungi; Ascomycota; Eurotiomycetes; Eurotiales; Aspergillaceae. The record is from RefSeq and is a predicted model, not a curated record. The transcript has 3 exons.
AUGCUUGGACUACCUCCGCAGGCGGAUGGACGACCUACGACCGGAGCAUCGGCACGACGGCUCGAUUUGGGCUUCGCAGACGCUCUCGCCCCAAAGCCCAAAGCCGAAGGGGGCCCACAUGGCGGGCUCGUGGAGAGUUGCUUCCCCUUCGGAGGGGUGUCUCAUUCGGUGGAGCCCAGCGCUGCAGCUGCAUCCGGCUGUCGCCUCGUCCACAUUCUUCGCGCCGUCGCGGUUUCACCCUCCAAUGGAAUGCACAUGAACCUGCUGGACCAUCACUGGGCGACUUUCGAUGCAAGAGUCGCAUACUCCUCGGUUGUCGCCAAACCCGACGCAGUCUGCCGGGGGUGGCCUGGAUGUGAAGAGCUGCCCCCGUUGCCUUCCCUCCCAUUCCAACCAUGCGCCCCAUCCAGAGCUGGUCUGGCUCCGCUUUGGGGCUCGUCCGUCCGCGUCGCUGACUCGUCGAGCACUUGCCGCCGUCGAUUCGGGGCCCAUGGGUCUUUUGCGAGUCUCUCGCCGCGAUGGCAGGCCUUUCCCAUUGAUGGAAUGCCGCUGACAACUCCACUUGCGACCGCUCGCCGGACUCCCGCCAUCAACGUGGUCCAUGUCUCAGCAGGACAUCUCGACGUCAAGACGCCCCAGCGAUGGCGCCGCGAUGGCAAAUGA